Molecule: messenger RNA, 3541 nt
Organism: Mirounga angustirostris (Northern elephant seal)
Lineage: Eukaryota; Metazoa; Chordata; Mammalia; Carnivora; Phocidae
Gene: LIPT1
Product: lipoyltransferase 1
Exons: 1
Coding region: 1-1122 (373 amino acids)
Biological process (GO): protein lipoylation
Cellular component (GO): cytoplasm; mitochondrion
Molecular function (GO): lipoyltransferase activity
Source: RefSeq, a predicted model, not a curated record
AUGCUGAUCCCAUUUUCAAUGAAGAAUUGCUUCCAGUUACUUUGUAACCUCAAGGUCCCAGCAGCUGGCUUUAAGAACACAGUAAAAAGUGGGCUCAUUUUACAGUCCAUUUCCAGUGAUGUUUAUCAAAAUCUGGCUGUAGAAGACUGGAUCCAUGACCAUAUGAAUCUAGAAGGCAAGCCGGUUCUUUUCUUGUGGAGAAAUUCCCCCUCUAUUGUAAUAGGUAGGCAUCAGAAUCCUUGGCAGGAAUGCAACCUGAAUCUGAUGAGAGAAGAAGGUAUAAAACUGGCUCGGAGAAGAAGUGGAGGAGGAACAGUCUACCAUGAUAUGGGUAAUAUCAAUUUGACUUUUUUUACAACCAAAAAAAAGUAUGAUAGAAUGCAGAACCUAAAAUUAGUUGUGAGGGCUCUGAAUGCUCUCCAACCCCAGCUGGAUGUACAGGCCACCAAAAGAUGUGACCUUUUACUGGAUGGACAGUUUAAAAUCUCAGGAACAGCUUCUAAGAUUGGCCGGACUACUGCUUACCACCACUGCACUUUAUUGUGUAGUACUGAUAGAACCUUCUUGUCGUCUUUGCUGAAGAGCCCUUACCAAGGGAUCAGGAGCAAUGCCACUGCUAGCAUACCUUCCACAGUAAAAAACCUUUUGGAAAAAGAUCCCACUCUGACCUGUGAAGUACUCAUGAACGCUAUUGCGACAGAGUAUGCUGCUUAUCAUCAAAUUGAUAAUCAUAUCAAUCUAAUAAACCCAACAGAUGAGACACUGUUUCCUGGAAUAAAUAACAAAGCCAAAGAACUACAGACCUGGGAGUGGAUAUAUGGCAAAACUCCAAAAUUUAGUAUAAACACUUCCUUUAAUGUAUUAUAUGAACAGUCGCAUUUGGAAAUUAAAAUAUUCAUAGACAUAAAGGGUGGAAGGAUUGAAAUCUGUAAUAUUGAAGCACCUGAUCAUUGGUUGCCACUGGAAAUAUGUGACAAAUUAAAUUCAAGUUUUAUUGGCAGUAAGUUUUGCCCAAAUGAAAUUACUGUGCUAACAAAUAUUUUACAUAGAACAUGUCCAGAAGAUGAUGAACUACACAGUAAAUGGAAUAUUCUCUGUGAAAAAAUUAAGGGAAUAAUGUGAUUCCAAAUAAAUUUAAUAUUUAGUUUUUAUGAGAUAAUAAAAUGUUCAAAGUACAUUGUAUGUCUUUUUUUUUUAGUAAUCUCUACACCCAACAUGGGGCUUGAACUCACAACCCUGAGAUCAAGAGAUCAAGAGUCAUAUGCUCUACCAACUGAGCCAGCCAGGCAUCCUCAUCAUUUGUCUCUUAAAAAAGACCUAGCCUCUUUCAGUAACUAUUCCCCAUUAGGAACUGUCACCUAGUCCAUAGUUUCUUAUGGCCUGUAGGAUACUCUCUUUUUUCAAUGAUUUUUUUUUUUUUUAUCCAGCACACAUAUAUCUGCUCCUUUCUCUGUUACCAUCAUGGGGGUGUAUAUGAUAUUCAACACUGUGAUCUCUGAGUUAGUUCUUUUUCUUACCUCUAAGGAAUAUAACCCAGGCUUCUUGUCACCUCUGAUACCUUAAACUCUAAAAUUCUUCCUUUUAACUAUACAGUUGACCCUUGAAUAGUGGGUUUGAACUGCAUGGUUUCAAUUAUAUGUAAAUGUUUUACAGUGCUAUAAAUAUAUUUUCUCUCAUGAUUUUUAAGUAACAUUUUUUCUAGCUUUAUUGUAAGAAUACAGUAUAUAAUACAAAAUAUGUCUUGAUGAUUACUAGUAAAGCUUCUGGUCAAUAGGCUACUAGUUAAGUUUUUGGGGAGUCAAAAGUUCUAUGUGGAUUUUCAACUGUGCCAUGGUCAGCACCUCUUAACCCCCACAUUAUUUGUCAGCUGAACUUUCUUAUCGACCAUCCUUUCCUGUUAAAUUAAGCCCACUGCACUUUUCUAAGCCCUUAACCCUCCAAAUCUCUUGCUUCAUCUCCCUUCCUAUCCAUCCCUGAAUUCUUUCAAGUAUACUGUCUUAUCUUACCAGCAUUCUCAUUUGCUUUUCUCUCCUGACCUACAAUGGCCAUUGUUUUAUUAUUAUUAUUCCAUCAACUGGUAUUUUACUCCUGUCAUACCCAAAUGGCAGGCAAUGCUGGAAGAAAAUUCACAUAAUCAUGCAGAUUAACCCAAUUUCAUAUUUAUAUUUAUCCCCUAUUUGUGUCAGAUUCAAUUCCUCUCCAUUGACUCCCUCAUUUUUCAGAGGCCUUAUUCAUAAAUGUUUCCACUUAUCUUAAACUCAGAACUCCACUUCUCUUGUCACAAACCUUGACUCAUAAUUUGACAGUGGAGGCCUUCAUAAAUGAGCUCCUUCAGCACCCGAUUUCCUCUCAACAUUUUUCAUUCAUUCUCAAAUAACACCUUUUCCUUAAGGCUAGUUGUACCUGGAUCUUUGUCCUUUCCAACCUAUUUGGGCCUUCUACUAUUAAAUACUUAUUUUUCUUUAUCUUACAUUUUCUCUCUUCACUUACUGGAUCCUUACACAUAGUGAAUGAACAUGCUUAUGUCUCCUUUCCCCAGAACCCCUGCCUAAGGUUUUGUUGUGUCUCUACAUCUCUUCAUCGCCAAAUUUCUUCAAGGAGUAACAUCACUGCCAACCACUUCGUGUCUCUGCAGUUCAUUCACAUACUACUCUGAUUUCUACAGUAUUUACUGUGUGUUUUUUGAAUGCCUACUAUGUGCCAGGUACUUUGUAGUUGUUGGAUGUUCAUGGUGAAUGAAAGAGACUUACUGACCUCAGGAAUUGACAGUUUAGUGUACUGGCUUUCGAACUCCUUAAAAACUAGAGUAAAAAAAUAUUUUAUAUUAUAUAUUAGCACAGAUAUUAUCUAUACCUAACAAGUUUUACAAUGCAAUGUUUAUCCUAUACUAUUUCCUUAUUUGACAUUUUAUAUUUGAUUUUAUUUCAUCUUUUAAAAAUUAUUUUAACACCCAAUAAUAGGUCAAGACCGGAGUUUAAGAAACAGGAGCCUAGGGCGCCUGGGUGGCUCAGUUGGUUAAGCGACUGCCUUUGGCUCAGGUCAUGAUCCUGGAGUCCCGGGAUCGAGUCCCACAUCAGGCUCCCUGCUCAGCAGGGAGUCUGCUUCUCCCUCUGACCCUCCUCCCUCUCAUGCUCUCUGUCUCUCAUUCUCUCUCUCGCAAAUAAAUAAAAUCUUAAAAAAAAAAAAAAGGAAACAGGAGCCUAAUAGGAAAUGUGGACAAACAAAUCAGUAUAUAAUUAUAAAGCAAGAAAAGCCUGGGUAGUUCUAACAGACAAUAAUAGGGGCUGCCUCGCUAGAGCUAUCAGGGAGCGGACAUUGAAAUGGAGACCUGAAGAAUGAGAAGAAAGCAGCCAAGCAGAGGAGUGGGGAGGAGAGUAUUCCCAGUUUUAUCAGUUAUUUGCCUCUUUUAACAAACCACUCCAAAACUUAGUGGCUUAAAACAACAUUUAUUUUAUUCACAAAUCUACAAUUUGAGCUUUGAUGGGGAUAGCACAUAUGAUCCAGUGGCAUUGGCUAGGACAGCUUAAAGAGCUGAAAUACC